This is a messenger RNA of Fopius arisanus, 6045 nucleotides long. RefSeq lists its product as uncharacterized. Lineage: Eukaryota; Metazoa; Arthropoda; Insecta; Hymenoptera; Braconidae. The record is from RefSeq and is a predicted model, not a curated record. Gene Ontology annotation, biological process: membrane protein ectodomain proteolysis. The transcript has 6 exons. Gene Ontology annotation, molecular function: metalloendopeptidase activity. Bases 601 to 5535 code for a protein of 1644 amino acids.
UCUCCAUCUACAACAGCAAUAACAACAACAAUAACAGUUAACAAAACUCUAAAAUUUCUGUAUAGUCUAAGCCUGAAUAUCGACAAGAUUGAAUGACGUGAUAUUUAUGUUCAUGUGUUAGAGCAGCUGCUGUUACAUAUGUGGGUGUAUACAUCAUAGAAGCGUAUGUGUUCUAGUCAACACAGAAAUGGUAUUUUCUUUUACUAUUUUCACGUCAAUUAGUUUCGAUAUUUAUUAUUUUCGGGUGAUUUGAGGUGGCAAAUUAAAGCAAAACACUUGUGGUUUAAGGAGACUGCAUAAAUGUAUAGAGCAGUUGCUGUUGUGUCAAUGUGAAUGUGGAGUGUGAGGUAUGUAUAUGGAGAGCAUCGAAAGUCUGUGCUGUGCGCUGUGCGUGUAGCCAGUCGUCAGUUGUUCAUUUGUUCCGUUGUGUGCCAUUCGUCCAUCAGUUUGAGUUGUCCGUGUCCGAGGUAUUUUGACUGGUAAUCGACGAGUACUUGAAGAAAACCCAUGCAGAUAGAAUAAUUAGUAAAAUAAACAUGUGGUGGUGGGUCAAUUAGAAGUGAAGAACGUCAAGAGGGUCAAGAAUUGAGGGUGUGAUGGAUGAGUUACGCGCAUUAUGUAUUAUUCAUAAUCGAGAGAAAAGUAGCACCAGUGAAAAACGUCAAUUGUGAAACAACACGAACUAGAGGGACGACCUGGAAAAUGGCUAGUGAUAUUUGGCGGAGACAUGGGGUCAAGGGGGUGUACAGACAAUUCCAGUGCGCUGAACGCCUCCAGUUGUUGCGACCAAUCGUAUUUAUUUGGUGGCUUUCAACAAUUUUACUCUGUACCAACGCAGCAUCUCAAGUUAGAAUUGCAACUGGCCCAUCUCCAGAUUUUAGCACACACAGUAUCGUGCGACCACAGAUAUAUCAUGCUCGAAGUAAGCGAGAAAUUGUCGAUACGAAGAUAAAUAGUUUUGACCACGCAGAUGUGCUCACUAUCGGCUUAGAAAUCGAUAGAAUUAAACGCACGCUCGAUCUUUGGCUCAACACAGAUUUAAUUCCCGUAGGAUAUAAACAAAGAAGACAAUAUAAAGGGAAUUAUACAACUGAGAUACCUCAACGAGUUGAAAUAUGUCACUACCAAGGGAGCAUCCGUGGCAUUCCGGACUCCUGGGCGGCACUAUCGACGUGUCAAGGGCUUCGAGGUGUCGUCUACGACGGUGCAAACAUGCAUUACAUUCACCCUGAGGAAGAAUCCCUAGAUAGCAUUCACUACUUGUACAAAGACAUUCAUCUGAUAUCUAAUAAUACUUGUGGAUACGAAGGAACACCCCACAUCACGACAGCUCCUCCGAGAGGUGGACAAUCGAGACUAAAGAGAGCUGCUGACGAGGUAAUCCGUGGCCCUUACAAUGCUAAUCGUCAGUCUCGGUACGUUGAACUAGUGCUCGUGAUCGACAAGACAGAGUACAUCGCCCUAGGGGAGAACCUCCACAAAGUUCAUCACCACUGCAAAGACAUAGCGAACAUAAUAAACGCCCUAUACACACCAUUAAAUAUCUUCGUGGCCCUCGUGGGGGUCGAGGUCUGGACAGAUAGUGACGCAAUAACUCUCUCCUCCAAGGGUGAUACAACAUUGGCAAAUUUUUUGCGUUAUCGAAAAGCAAUGCUUGUGAAAGAAAUACCAAAUGACAAUGCGCAAUUGUUGACGCGUAUCCAUUUUGAGGAUGGAGUUGUGGGGAAAGCACUGAAAGGUCCCAUCUGUACAUACGAAUUCUCAGGAGGAGUCUCCAUGGAUCAUUCCAACGUUAUUGGCCUGGUGGCAGCAACAGUGGCCCACGAAAUGGGCCACAAUUUUGGCAUGGAGCACGAUUCAGCUGACUGCAGGUGUCCAGAGGAUCGAUGCAUAAUGGCAUCAUCCAGUGGAUCAACAGGUCCAGUCCACUGGUCCUCUUGCUCGCUAGAGUAUCUGGCCUUGGCUUUUGAGCACGGCAUGGAUUACUGUCUUCGCAACAAACCCAAAAAACUCUUUGACAGUCCAAUAUGUGGCAAUGGCUUUGUCGAGUCUGGAGAGCAGUGUGACUGUGGUCUCAAGGACAACUGCGACAAUCCAUGCUGCAACUCGUUGACAUGCAUGCUGCAUCCAAAUGCAAGCUGUGCCACUGGUGAAUGCUGUGAUUUGACAACGUGCAAACCGAAAAAUGCAGGGACAGAGUGCAGAAGUGCUGAGCACGAGUGUGAUCUGCCAGAGUACUGUACAGGACAGAGUGAAUACUGUCCGAAUGAUGUUUAUAAGAUUGAUGGAGAGGUGUGCAACAUGGGAAAGGCUUUCUGCUACCAGGGCUCAUGUAGAACACACAAUGAUCAGUGUAAACUCCUCUGGGGUCCCAGCGGCUCGUCAUCUGGGGCACCGUGUUAUGAAAUGAAUAAUAAGGGUUCCAAGCAUGGAAAUUGUGGUUAUAACAGAUUGGAUUCGAGUUAUAUCAAGUGUGAUAAUGAGAAUAUAUUGUGUGGAAUGCUUCACUGUCAACAUUUGAAUGAGAGACUUGAGUUUGGAAUGGAGUCAGUUGCCAUUCUCACUCAUUCAUUUCUCAAUCAUGGUGUCAAGAUGAUAGCGUGCAGAACUGCUAUAGUUGAUCUUGGAUUGAAUGAAGUUGAUCCUGGGUUGGCACCCGAUGGGGCCAAGUGUGCUCCUGGCAAAAUGUGCGUCAAUCAGAAGUGUAUGCCAGUUGAUAGUCUCAGAGCGAGCAUCAAUGGGGGCUCUGCUUGUUUGAAUAACUGUGGGGGCAAUGGUGUAUGCAAUAGUCUUGGUCACUGCCAUUGCAAUAAGGGCUUUCGUCCACCUGAUUGUCUUCAACCUGGGUUUGGAGGAUCUGAUGACAGCGGACCAGCUGAGGAUCCAAAUGCCCGAAAUGAUUUUGUUACUGCUCUCUACAUCAUCUUCUUGGGUAUCGUUCCAACUGUUGCCCUGAUUUCUCUAGCUAUGUGGUACAAACGAAACAAUUUUCCUGGUCAGACGUGGAAGAAGGAGUCAGUAUCAACACACGAACGAGGUUUCACCAUUAAAACCCUUGACCGGCCUGGUAAGCAUCAGCGUCAUGCACCACAUGUAAUCGAAACAAUAGAUGCCAAGUUGAAUGAGGAUCCAGCGUGUACAAGUCUCCUGCCAAAACCACCCAGCACCGAGAGAAUCAACAAUAACAUGUUUGGCCAAUUCAAGGGCUUCACCCUGAGUCCUCUUCCAGCCGUCGUCAAAAUGACCAAGUGCUCUGCAAUCCCAUCGAUCCCCUCGAUUACCAUAAAGACUGGUAAAAAGUUAUCAGUUGAUAAUAAUAAUCCUCCGCAAUGUGCCUUGUCGUUGCAGCAAAUGAGCUCAACAAAUUCACAGCCAAAUAGAGAGUCUGAGGAUGGCCUGUUGGGAGAACCACCGGCACUGCCACCAUUGAAUCCGGGAUGUACAGCUAAACCUCUGAUUAGCAGCCCAGUACUGGCAGCCACAACUUGCACAUCGCUGGAGCUCGUUGAAACAAAAAUACCAACACGACCAGCUCCUGACGUGCCAGCUAGACCGAUUGAAGCUCUCAGAGUCGGUCGCAACGUCAACAUCAACACCAGCACUUUACCAAUAAUACCAUUCAAUGUGGACAGAGAAUCACAGAAAAAAAGUGAUAAGGAUCGGGAAAUCAAAGAGAAGUUCUCCACUCUCAACAGAAUUGCAUCAAUAUUAAAACCAGGAAAUAGUCUGCGAGCCAAUGAAAAUACUGUGAAAACCGAUGAAACAAAUUCUCUUCCCCACAAUCAACACCACAAAGCCAACAAGAUUAUUGACAAGGAAAUAUUGCGUAAGUUGGAAAUAUCAAAUCCAAUCCCCCAGAGUGAGAUAAAAAUCACAGCGCCUGUCGUGCCGGUGUCAUCAUCGAGUGUUGAUGAACUUAAUGAUGAAAAAAAGAGCAUUGUGGCUAGAGCUCAGUCAAUGAGAAAUUCAAAUGUCAUGUCUAGACCAGUGAUACAGACAUUCGGAUCGAUGCGUUACAAAAAUCCCAAAAGACCGACAAGUAUUGCUAUCAGCGCGAGACCAACCUCACCACCCCCUCCAGUUCCACCAAUUUCUUUAUCAUCAAGUACAAGUACUUUUUUAAAUGAUGACAAUUUGAAAAUACCAGGAUUGCCAGGAUAUCAGAAUCCGCCAAUCAAAAUUGACAAGAAGAUGCAAUUGCCUGCUGACAGUGCGUACGACGACUGUAUGAAUUUGAUGCAGGAGUCAUCAUUGAAGGGAAUCACUGAGGAAUUACCAUUAAACGAUAAUAUUUAUGCAGUAAUUGAGGAGCCUAAUGGAAUAACAAAAGCACGGGCUACUUGCAAAGUUGAUAAUGAGUAUAAAGUUCCAUCAAGUUCAAAAAUGAUCGAUACUGAGAGGGAUAUAAGUGAUAAGAAAUUAGAGAAUGACACGACAAUGGGUUUACUAUCAGAAAUUGUAUCGGAAAUAUCAAACAGGAAUUUCGACUCGAUAUAUUCAGCUUCCUCAUCCAGAUUGCCAGGCCAGAAGCAACUAAAGGAAGAUAAUUGCCUCAUCAAGGGGAAAUUAGGAUCCAACAGUUCACUCACAACUUACACAAAUGCCAACGAUUACAAAGCAUCAUCAGGGAGCAUAUACUCAAACUCUAUAUCUGCUAAAUUUAACUCGGCAGCAUCAGAAACGAGUUCAGGAUAUCUUCUGCCAUCAGCUGUGAAUGUCCCAAAGGACUCAGGAGCCAAAAAACAAGGCUUCCAUACUCUAGACUCACUCGUCACUGACAACGAUAUCCAAAUAGGUGAGAGUGGGUCGUCUACCAAAGAUAAUGUAAUAAUCAAUUCACCAAAUAAAUCGACGACGUCUUCUAAUGUGAGACAAGUGUUCCCGGCUCGAUCAUCACCAUUGGAUUGUUCCAAGAGCAGAGCAUCAGAGAAGGAUCAGAGUACCAGUGAUUCCAGUGAUGUAAAUGCCUCCAGCAAGAGUUGGUCGGUUAUGAAAGGGACAAGGGGAUCAGCUGGAAGUAGCUCCAGCAAGAAUUUCAGUACUAAUCCAACGUACAAGAGUCCGGAUCUAAUAUCCAGUUGCUCUACCUCCACGUCCCCCAGUUCAAGGGCAGCACCAUCUCCAGAUAUUGUAGCUGCUAAUAAUCCCAAAACCGUGAGCACUCCACAAGUUUCAGCGAGUUUGAAUCAUCAAUUGAGUACUGCUAGUGCAGCUAAAAAUUUAAAAAAAACCACAGCUCCAGGGAAAUUGUCUGGGGGUAAAAGCCCCGGUACUGCUUCUCAGGCGGCAAAACUCCUAUCAACUUCAGCUUCAUCGUCGGCAUCAGCUGCAAAACGACCGGAAAUUGAUGGUUCGAAAGCAAAAUCAACAGCACUACGAGAUUUUGCCCCGAGUAAAUCUACCGUUGCCUCGUUGCAAAUGAAAUUUGAACAAAAUAAGACUGCCCCGACCAACCCAAAGCCCAGUAUUUCCGCAAAGAAACCAGUUGCCGGUAAAAACGUCGGUAAUCAUAUUAAUUACAAAGGAACUAAGUGAAAAGGGGGAAAUGUUUAUUUAAUAUAUUCUCACAUAGACUCUAGUCUGAAAUAUACUAUUAACUCACUGCUAUUGUACAAUGUAAAUAUCAAAAAUUCUGCACUAUGUUUCAGUUUUCUUCUCCAAUCGAUGAGACUUUAUUUUUACUAAUAAAUGUAUCAACAUAACUAUUAUUAUUAAUAUAUAAUAGUGAAUUCCGUUGCAUUUGUCAUUUGCUUCACUGUCAAGAGUUUUGUUUCAUUUUUUUUAUCCUCUAAAAGACGGGGGAGAAUAAUGUAUAGAUGAGCUAUGGAUAUUAUUUGUAAUUGUAGUCACAGACGAUCCGAAUAUAUUGGUGAAAUUAUACCGAAUGGCUUGCUUCAAUUCAUUGACAUUCAGUUACUACGUUACUAGUAAUGCAAAAAUUUUAUGGGAUAUUAUCUCGCUGGUGAUUUCAUAUGCAAGGCGUUGCUACUGUUGUUUUUCUUUAAUUAUGCAUUUCAGUGUAACAAAGAUUAUUCACGACAAUUG